AUGAUCCUGAUGUAACUCAUGUCCACCAUCGCAAUUUUUUGAAACAGAAUGUGGUUUUUAAGGAGGCUGUACCUAUUAAAGACCCAGUAUUGCUGUCAAAGAUACAUCAAACAUACAGAGUUGGCUAUAUGAAGGAUGUCAUUUUGCCUCGAGCAUUAGAUGAUGCUACUGCUACUACGCUUGCUAACGUAAUACAUUCGAAUAAUGCAUUUGUUAUAUCUGUCCUGAAAGACGACAACACAUUCAUUCACGAACUAUUUGCAAAGCUAAAAUCUUCAACAGUUUCGGGCGAGUCAAAGAAAAAUUUGGUACGUUUCUUGCAUGAGUUCUGUACUUCAAGUAAAAGCCUGCAGAUGGUCCAGCAGCUUCGACUCUUCAAGGAUCUUGUCAAUGAAGGCAUCUUUGAUAUUGUCAGUGAUGUGUUGCAGAGUCAAGACAAAAAACUAAUAUUAACAGGGACAGACAUUCUCAUUCUUUUCAUGAAUCAGGACCCAAACCUUUUGCGCUCUUAUGUAACUCGUCCGGAAGGCCUUUCCUUGUUUGGGCUUUUGGUAAAAGGCAUGUUGACUGAUUUUGGAGAUGAUAUGCACUGCCAGUUCCUUGAAAUUCUUCGCAGUCUUUUGGAUUCAUAUACAUCGGGAUCACAGAGAGAUAAUAUUGUUGACAUAUUCUAUGAGAAGCAUGUUGGACAACUAAUUGAUGCCAUAACGUCUUCUUGUCCUCCAAACAACAAUUCGCAAAUUGCUAUCAAUUCUUUGAGCUAUUGUGAAGGAGCUGAGAAGCAGAGCAGUGUAAAGCCUGAAAUUCUACUCAACAUUUGUGAUCUUCUGUGCUUCUGUAUCGUGCACCAUCCUUAUAGAAUAAAGUGUAGCUUUCUUCUUAACAACGUGAUAGAGAAAGUACUGUUGUUGACUGGGAGAAGAGAAAAAUAUCUUGUAGUAUCUGCAGUUAGAUUUAUGCGAACUCUCAUAUCUCGGAAUGAUGAGCAUGUAAUGAAUCACAUAGUGAGGAACAAUCUUUUGAAACCAGUUGUUGAUGCUUUCGUUGCCAAUGGCUGUCGGUAUAAUCUUUUGAAUUCUGCUGUUCUUGAACUAUUUGAAUACAUCCGUAAGCCAGAAACUUUAAAAAUGUUACUUAAAUAUUUGGUGGAUACAUUUUGGGACCAGCUAGUCAAAUUUGACAACUUUUCAUCUAUUCAAUCUUUAAAAUUAAAAUAUGACCAGGUUCAUGAUACCUCAGGAGGACGAACUGUUUCUAAUGUGAUUAACUCUCGGAAAAGAGGUGAUGAACGUGCUUUGGAGAAAGAAGAGGAAGACUAUUUUAAUCAGGACAGUGAUGAUGAAGAUUCUGCAUCGGUUUCUGUGUCAAAUGCUAAACAACGAACCCAACCUCGGCGAGUCUUGGCUAAUAAUGGUUCUGCCCUCAGCCAUACAGCAGUUAGGUCUGGGGGGCUUGUUGAUUAUGAUGAUGAUGAGGAUGAUGAAGAUUACAGACCACCCCCUAAGAAACAAUCAGGUCCAUCUAAUGAAGAUGGAGGAGUAGAGUCUUUCCCGUUGAAACGGAAACUUUGCUCCAAGGAAGAGCCCAUCUCAAAAAGGGUUCACCGGGCAGCAUCUAAAACAUCAAAGUCACGUAAUAGUGUCUUUGCUGCAUUGUGCUCAACAUUAAGCCAAGCAGUUUUGCCAACUAAUAACAAGACAGCAAAUAUUGCUUCAGGGGGUGAUUUAGCCUCCACAUCAGACGCAAAGGAGUCAACUACUGAAGCUAGCCGUGAGAAAAGUUGUGGGGACUCUGAUUGUAAUGGAAGCUCCGAAACUAAGAGUAGUGUCGAUAAGGAUGCGGUUUCUUCUCCUGCAGCCUUUUCCCAAGGUUUAUCAUCCAAUUCUCCUGAUAAUAAUAACAGGCAGUUUCGAGAGAUGCAACCAAAGUCUUCUCCUGAAAUGGCUGUGAACGGAUCGUGAUUUCAUGCUCUUUGAGAAUAAUCACAUUUCUCCUUUCACAUCUCUGGAUUAGUUGCAAAGUGGAAUGAAGGAAUACUUACCUUCAGAAGAUGAUGAUUGCCAUCGUUACCAGAAAGAGGUCACAAUGUACAGUGCCAUUGUAAGCACAGGGAGAUUAUCUCUGCCAUGCUUUAAAGCUUCAGCGCGAAUCAUUUACUCCUGAAGCCAUUCCAUAGGGGCAUAGUUUUUUCUUUAUUUAAUCAAAUCUCAUUUUCGUUCUCCAUUUUAUUUUCUUCAUUAUGUAUGUGAAUGUCUUAAGUGACUGACUUACUGGUGGCAAGCUUCACCCUGCAGGGUUUUAUAUUUGACGAUAUGAAAUUUUGAAAUAGCGGGUGUUUGAAGGAUGUGCUUGUUUUAUGUCCUAGGCUUCUCUUCACUUGUUAUGUAAUUUUAACCCGAAAGAAAAUUGUACAUUAUGGUUCCCAGGAGACAACAAAUGUGUGGAUAUUAUAUCAAUCAUAUUUGAUCUGAAUGUGAUAUUUACUAGCUGUUUGUGCGGUCAU
Molecule: messenger RNA, 2503 nt
Organism: Cuscuta epithymum
Lineage: Eukaryota; Viridiplantae; Streptophyta; Magnoliopsida; Solanales; Convolvulaceae
Source: the annotation of a GenBank genome assembly